AUCAUCCAUCAUUUCCUCACUAUCAUAGCUAUAUCCUUCACUGUGACGAUGUUCGAAUACACCGAAAGCAUGUCAUUUUUCAUCUCGGCUGUCAUAUGGUUAUUCCAAGCUACCACCGAGCAAUUUACUUUCAUCGGUCUUCUGGGGUACCGAUUGGAAUGGCGUGUCCGGACUACAUCUUCAUUACUCAAACUCGCUUCAGUCCAAAGUCUCCUCACAAAGGUAUGUGCCACAAUGGGAACGUUGAUGUGGUUGAGCUGA
Molecule: messenger RNA, 261 nt
Organism: Tremella mesenterica DSM 1558
Lineage: Eukaryota; Fungi; Basidiomycota; Tremellomycetes; Tremellales; Tremellaceae
Exons: 3
Source: RefSeq, a predicted model, not a curated record